GUCCUAUUGAAGCUAGACACAAUCAUACAUUGAUUGGCUGUAAAUGUUUAACCAAUCUAGUUUGAAUGAAUGUUAAACUAAAUUUAUUUAGAAAAUGUAGUAAUCUAUUUGAUUUGAUUUGGUCAUUUAUUCAAACUAACCAGUUGAAAGAAUCUUUGAUAAAUUCAAACAAAAGUUGAUAUGAAAUGGAUCUAACUAUUCAACAUUUAACAUUCUUUAUUAUUCAAAGUUUAAUUAUUUUAUUUAUUAUUAUUAUCACAUCAUUUGAUUCAUUGGUGUACAAAGAAAAAUUCACAAAUCUUCCAUUUGGUCGAUGUCAUUUAAAACAUUUCAAUAAAUUAGAUUCAAUAAAUUGUCCAAAUAAAUCAUGUAGUCAACAUAUUGAUUGUUGGGUUAGUUAUGGUCCAUCACAAAGAUGUGUUUGUGAUCCAAUCAAAUGUGGAUCAGUAUGCUUACAAGGUAAGAAAAUGUUUAACAAGGAUUAUAUUCAUUUAUGUCACGUAUUUAAGAUUACUGGUUGAUUUGAAGCUUUGUUUUUAGAUUAGUCAAAGCAAUGAAGUGAAUCAAUAGGCAUACAGUAAUGGUUUAUUCCUAUGAAUGAGACAUUUAUACUUACAAAUAGUUUU
Messenger RNA from Schistosoma bovis, 626 nucleotides. Lineage: Eukaryota; Metazoa; Platyhelminthes; Trematoda; Strigeidida; Schistosomatidae. The record is from the annotation of a GenBank genome assembly.